Messenger RNA from Pomacea canaliculata, 1409 nucleotides. Its product is annotated as probable cytochrome P450 6a18. The record is from RefSeq and is a predicted model, not a curated record. NCBI's taxonomy places the organism in Eukaryota, Metazoa, Mollusca, Gastropoda, Architaenioglossa, Ampullariidae. Gene Ontology annotation, molecular function: heme binding; monooxygenase activity; oxidoreductase activity, acting on paired donors, with incorporation or reduction of molecular oxygen. Bases 192 to 818 code for a protein of 208 amino acids. The transcript is spliced from 5 exons.
UAGAGAGUAUUAGCAAGUCUUAUUUAAUACAGAGUUAAGCGACAGUUCUUAACAGGUUAAUGAAACUCUAUAAAAUAAAAUUCUAUAACUCUUAAAGAUUCUUAAAAAUUCUUUCGUCCAUGUUAAUGCCUGGUUAAAUAGGAAGACUGUCUCCCGAGGUAAAUUUACUGCAUAUUCAUGUUUUCUCAGAAAUGACAAAAGAUGAAAUCAUCGCACAAUGUAUUACCAUCUUUCUGGCUGGCUACGAAACCACGGCGGCGACCUUACAGUACAUGGUCUACUUACUGGCCGUCAACCCUGACAAGCAGGAGAAACUCUACAACGAGAUCAUCACAACUAUUGGCGAUGAUACAGCUACCUAUGAGAAUGUGAUGAGCCUCAAAUAUCUGGACAACACUCUUAAAGAAACGCUGCGAUGCUUUCCACCGAUCCCAUUCGUAACUCGCAUUGCAGCCGAGACGAGAACAAUUAAAGAUGUCACAAUCCGAGCUGGAACGUCUGUCGGUGUUUCCAUCGGCUCCAUCAUGCAAGACGACGAGAUCUUCCCUGAGCCCAGCAAGUUCCUUCCGGAGAGGUUUGACAACGAGGACAUGCCAACCCUGGUACGCGAGUUGGCCUUCGGGGCGGGUCCUCGUCAGUGUAUCGGCAUGAGACUGGCGCAGUACGAGGCCAAGAUGGCCGCCGUCACCAUCAUCCGACGGUUCCGGUUCAUUAAAGUGCCGGAGACCCCUGAAAUGAUCACGUUCAGUACCUCAGCAAGGUUUUCCUCCCCUGAUAAACUAAUCUUCGUGGGGACUGAACUGCGCAACAGUCAGUGAGAGCGCCCUCCUGGUUUAACUGAAGGAUGCAGCAGAGAUGGUGACGUCAUGGAAAGAGCUUAGCUUACCUUCACAAAGACGCUUACUUACCUACUUAACGUCCGUGUGCUGUGAAGAAAUGUCAAAUACAAUAUAAUCCCUGGUAAGUUUUCAUUUGACCUGCAGUUUGGUGGCUGCUGGGAUCACCGCGCAUUGAGCGCAUCUUUGUGAUGUGGAUACUGGCGCGCUAUAAAACUACAUCAUCAUCAUCAUCAUACUAAACCGAUAAUGGUGGUCAAACCAUAUAUUGUUAUUAUUAAAUUAUUAUUACAUUAUUAUGCCAGACUUUGCUUUAGUCUAUAAAGUAUUCAGUAAUAAUUAUCAACUUAUUCAUGAAAUUCCUGAUGCUUGUAUGUUUCGCUGACUUUUUUCCUGCGCAUAAGUUUUUUGUUGUAAUUUUGGUUUACAUACCUUGUGAACUCGAUUUAGAAUAUAAACGUGUUAGUGCAGUUAAAGAGAAUGGAUCUCUCGUCUAUGGCUUACUAUCCUGUUUAGCUACUGUAAGUAUACAAAAGUACAGCAGAUAUAUUAAAUAUACCAGCUUCACACUAA